CAUGAACCUCGAGAAAGAAAGGAAGCGGAAGCCGCCGGCAAGAUGGCGGCCGUCGAGGAGGCGGAAGCGGCGACCAGCUGCGGGCGGAUGAUGAGGGAAGCUGAAGGGUGGCUCCUCCGGGGGCUCCUUCUGUGCGCCUUGGCGGCAGGUGCAGGCUGGUGCAACUCUGUUGAGAGGAAAAUCUACAUCCCACUGAACAGGACGGCAACCUGUGUCCGCCUCCUGAACGCUACUCAUCAAGUUGGCUGCCAGUCCUCCUUGAAUGGAGACACCGGAGUCAUCCAUGUAGUGGAGAAGAAAUCUGACCUGGACUGGGUGCUGAAGGACGGGCCACAUUCCCCUUACAUGGUGCUGCUAGGUGGACAUCUUUUCACCGGUGAUGUAAUGCAGCAGCUGAAGGGCAGCUCCCGCAUCUCUGGCCUCGCUGUGGCCAUCUCCAAACCCAGUCCCCACGCAGGAUUCUCUCCUGGUUUACGGUGCCCCAACGAUGGCUUUGGUGUCUACAACAGCAGCUAUGGCCCUGAAUAUGCUCACUGCAAAGUGACAGUGUGGAACCCCCUCGGCAACGGCCUUUCCUACAUGGAUUUUGGUUUCCCCAUCUUCCUCCUUCAAGAUGAGAAUGAAACAGAGGUCAUUAAGAAGUGCUACCAAUCCUACAACCUCCCUGCCAACGGCUCCGACCCAGAGUACCCGCUGUGUGCCAUGCAGCUCUCCUCCCACAUGCACGCCGUGACCAGCACCGUCACCUGCAUGCGGCGCAGCGCCAUCCAGAGCACCUUCAGCCUCAACCCAGAGGUCGUCUGUGACCCUCUCAAAGAUUUCAACGUGUGGAGUACAGUGAAGCCCAUCAACGCAUCUGAGAAGCUGGACCCGGACAGUGUCGUCAUUGCUUCCAGUCGGAUGGACAGUCACUCUUUCUUCUGGAAUGUGGCCCCUGGGGCAGAGAGUGCCGUGGCAUCUUUUGUGACUCUCUUGGCGGCAGCCGAAGCCAUCCACAAGAUCCCCGGAGUUGAGUCCUUGCCGAAAAACAUCAUGUUUGUUUUCUUCCAGGGGGAGACCUUUGAUUACAUCGGCAGCUCACGGAUGGUUUAUGACAUGCAGAAUGGCCACUUCCCAGUCAAGCUGGAAAACAUCCAUUCCUUUCUGGAGCUGAGUCAGGUUGCUCUGAUGAAUAACUUCGAUCUGUGGAUGCACACAGAUCCUGUAUCGCAGAAGAACCCCUCUACAGAGCAAAGUGUUCAGAACAUGGUGGAUACCUUGAAAAACAGCAGCGGAGAUACUGGUGUCACCAUGCAAGAGAUUGGCGCCUCCCAGCCCCUCCCUCCAUCCUCCUUCCAGCGAUUCCUGCGGGCCAGGCAGGUCCCUGGCGUGGUGCUGGCCGACCACAGCUCCACUUUCAAGAACAGCUACUACCAAAGCAUCUAUGACACAUCGGAGAACAUUCAGAUGUACUACCCGGAGGGACUGAGCCCAGAGGAAAUGCUGAAUUAUGUGACGGACACGGCUAAGUCCCUGGCAGAUGUGGCCACUGUGGUUGCCCGCACACUCUACCAACUUGCAGGAGGAAGUGGCAAUGCCUCAGCUGUUCGGGCAGAUCCAGCAACGGUCACACGCAUGCUGUACGGCUUCCUGAUCCAAGCAAACAACCCCUGGUUCCAGGCGAUCAUGAAGUCAGAUCUCAAAGCCUUUCUGGGAGACGGACCCCUCCAGUACUACAUCGCUGUGAAUAACCCUGUGAACUCCACCUACGUCGUCCAGCAUGUCUUGGCCAACCUCACAGGCACCCGGCAGGAGAACGUGACCAAGGAGCAGUGCCAGGAGCUCAACAAGGCCAGCCAGCUGUAUGACUACUCGUGGGUGCAGGGUGCCCCAUACCCAAAUGCCACAUCCCCCCGACAGCCGUACUGUGUCAUGUCAACGGUCCGCUUCAGCCAGGCUUCCUCCCCGGCAUUUGAGCUCGAGCAGUGGGGCUCCACCGAGUACUCCACGUGGACAGAGAGCCGCUGGAAGGAGCUCCACGCCCGGAUCUUCCUCGUGGCCAGCAAGCAGCUUGAGAUCAUCACGCUUAUUGUGGGCAUCGCUAUUCUGAUUGUCUCGUUCGUCGUCACCUACUUCAUCAACGCCAAAGCAGAUGUGCUUUUCACCAACCCGGGAGACUCGGGAGCCGUGGCGUAUUGAACUCCUAGCACUCAAAGCCGGGCGAGACAGAGAACGAACUUUGGGAUUGCUGGUAGAACAACACUGGAGCCUCUUCUUCCCUGAUUGAUGUGGAUUGUGGCACUGAAAGGAAUCUCACUUCUCUCCCCUCCCCACCGCCACCUCCCCCAAAACAAUCUUGUACUGGAAGAAGGUGCUGGCGAUACAGAGAUGAUUUUUCUUCUUCUUCUUCCUGCAGGGGAGAUAUUUGGCCAGAUGUCUUUAAACUUCAGAGAAUAUACCUUUCCUGCGAGGGCACCUGCUACGCACUUCUGCGAGAAUAGGUGGUCAGAUACAGGGGGAAAUCUUCUCCAGGGGUCUGUGCAGACAAGAGGGCAUUCCUCAGUCUCCUUUGUUCUCCCUUUCCCUUUUUUAUUAUUUUAAAUAUCCAGGUUACCUAAAAAAAUAUUCUCAAAUCAUUUGGUCUGUAUGUGUAUCAAGAUGCAAAUAAAAGAGGGAGAUCAGAAGGCUGGAAAGGGGGAACUGGGUGUAAAAUAUUUCUUUUUUUAAAAAAAAAAGAAUUGGAAUUUUUUUGUACAUAUUCUAUAAAUAGCUUGGUUUAAUUAAAAAAAAACUUGCGAAUUAAA
This is a messenger RNA of Zootoca vivipara (common lizard), 2783 nucleotides long. RefSeq names its product nicastrin (gene NCSTN). Lineage: Eukaryota; Metazoa; Chordata; Lepidosauria; Squamata; Lacertidae. The record is from RefSeq and is a predicted model, not a curated record. Gene Ontology annotation, biological process: Notch receptor processing; protein processing. Gene Ontology annotation, cellular component: plasma membrane.